CUUCAAAAUUUGCUUAAAAAACAUUCAUUUCACUAGCAGGGCAAGAAAUCCAAAAUCAAAAGCCACAAUGCCGUCCAAUUUCAUCGCCGUCCAGUGCUGCCAGUGUUCCACGAUGCAGGUGAAGCAGCAGAAGAUGAGCAGCAACAAGUGGAAUUGCGCGGUGUGCAACCAGAAACAAUCGGUGCGCAAGGUGGUCGCUCAGAGUCCGAUGGCCAAGGACAUCCGCCACUUCGUCCAGUCCUUCAAUAUGUCCCGCAAACUCGCCGAUGAUACACCACAACCAGAAACAGAGCAAGCCCCUGACACGACACCGCAUCUGGAUCUCGCGAAGAGACGCACUGAUUGGAGCGAGUACCUGGAUCCCCUACCUCCACCGGAUAGCCCUAAUGAAGAACAACAAAUGGAUAUCGUGACGGAGUUGCCGAGAGAGGUAUUUAAGAGGCCCAAAUUGACAGCUGCAGAUGGGGGAGGAGGAGGUGACGAUGACAGACUUUACAAGCCAUUUUUCUGUAAGAGGAAUAACAACUCCCAGGGGAAGGAGCCUACAAUCGCCAAGGGUGGUUCAAACUCAAAAUGGAGCAAAUACAUGAACAAUAAUGACAUUACAGCAGCUGAUAGUGAGAGCCAAGUUGAUGCCAAGAGUGCAGAUGUUGUCUUGGAGUACUUGGAGAACCUACCAAACCAUGAAAGAGUAGAAGAUGCCAUCCACCCAGAUUUUCUUUGAAGCUCUUUCUAGUAUUUCUGCUUGAAUUUGAGAAACUCUACUAUAUAUCAAAAUAUGCUUAUUGGCUCUCAAAUUUUGAACUCAAAACUCCUUCACCUUCAACAUGACUAAGAUUUUUUUACAAGUUUUUCUUCUGCAGAGGAAUAUUUUAGCUGAACGAAAAUUGGAGAGUACAACACUUUUGAGUUACCAUGAGGCAUUGCUUAGAUAACAUUUUUUGGGAGUUAAGGGCAAGUGGACUUGUUAUGAUUAAGCUAUUAACCAAUCUUUGAUAAUUUUAUGGAGUACAGGGACAGUAACUAUCUUCAAGCCUU
Messenger RNA from Tripterygium wilfordii, 1038 nucleotides. Its product is annotated as MRN complex-interacting protein-like. Gene Ontology annotation, cellular component: nucleus. The coding region runs from base 68 to 724 and encodes 218 amino acids. The record is from RefSeq and is a predicted model, not a curated record. The transcript has 4 exons. NCBI's taxonomy places the organism in Eukaryota, Viridiplantae, Streptophyta, Magnoliopsida, Celastrales, Celastraceae. Gene Ontology annotation, molecular function: chromatin binding. Gene Ontology annotation, biological process: mitotic G2 DNA damage checkpoint signaling.